AUGGUUCCCCCGACCGAUGGCAAGACGAGACACGUCGUCAUUGUUGGCGGAGGUGCCGCCGGCAUGUCCUGCGCCGCGACUCUGGCUAAUCAUCCUAGUAAAUUCAAGGUGACCUUGCUGGAGAGGAGCGACGUUGUGGGCGGACAGGCAACCUCGAUCCCGCUGAGCGAGCAGCAGUUCGGUGCACCGUGGAUGAACAACGGCGUCCAAGGCGGGUCGCAGAUCUUCAAGCACACCUUCAACUUCUUCCGCCUACAGGGCUACCCGCCCCAGGAGGUCCAGCUGCAGGUUGCCUUUGGCAAGGGCGAGACGGGCUUCUGGACAAACGUCUUCCCCAGCAAGCUCGUGCGGCGCUACUCAAACGAUGUCAACAAGUUUGGUUUCUUCCUCAAGGUGAUUAAAUGGACCAUGCCCGUCCUGGGCCUCGUGCCCAUAUCUAUCAUGCUGCGCCUCUUCUUCUUCAGUAAGGACUUCGGCGACAAAAUGGUAUACCCCCUCAUCGCUCUCUUCCUGGGCACCGGCAACCAGACUCCUCAUGUCCCCUCGGCUAUUGUCGAGCGCCUCUUUAACGACCCCAACAUGAAGCUCUGGGACUACGACCCCGUCACCCUCUUGCCCAACCUGCCCUCAAUGUUCACCUUUGAUCACCUCCAUGAGUUCUAUCGCACGUGGAGGCAGCAUUUGGAGAGCAAGGGGGUCACCAUCCGAACCGACACAGAGGUAUCGGAAGUGCUGUCAAGAUCAGACGAAGGAGUCAAGCUCUGUGUCAAGGAUAUUACCACGAGCACCGCAACGGAAGAAGAUUAUGAGGAAAUGGUCAUGUGUACACUGGCUGACGACAGCCUCCGGAUCCUGGGGAAGCAAGCUACAUGGCGCGAGAAGCUGGUUCUGGGCGGUGCCGUCUUCUACGAUGAUAUUACCGUUACCCACACGGACCAGAAAUACUUCGAGAAACAAUACGAGACGGCCUUCAAGCCUGACCUCUGCGCAGAGCCAACAUCGGACUUUCAAAAGCAGCAGAUUGCCUUCGCCAAGGCUGAAGACGCGGGAAGCGGGGGCUCGUCUGGCGGCUUCCGGCCCAUGUACUUUACGUUCUCGUACGAGCACGACCCGCGACUGAUCGAGAUGUCAUUCAACUGCAGCAACUACCAGCACCAGCUGAAGAGGGCCAACUCGAACGCCGCUGAAAGCUUCGAGCCAGUCUAUCAGACAAUAUUCCUCGACAACAACCUGAGGCACUUGUGGACAAUCGACGAGAUUGACGAGACCAAAAUCAUCAAGAAGAACUGGUGGCACCAGCUUGGACAUAGAUGGCAGCACUACAUUCGCGUCGUCCCUGGCAUGAUGUUUUUGAACGGGAAAAACCGCACCUCUUUUGCAGGAUCUUGGACCCUCGUUAACAUGCACGAGCUGGCCUGUGUCAGUGGUAUUGCGGCCGCGUACCGUCUGGGCGCCGACUACGUUAAGCUCGACGACUUUGCCCAAGAUUUCUUUGCCAAAUAUCUCCUGCUCUCGCAUGGCAAGGUGUUCUCCCGGGAGGAACGGCGGCGGCAUGGAUCCAAAGCCGCCAAAUGA
Hirsutella rhossiliensis is the source of this 1575-nucleotide messenger RNA. Its product is annotated as NAD(P)-binding rossmann-like domain-containing protein. Gene Ontology annotation, molecular function: oxidoreductase activity. Lineage: Eukaryota; Fungi; Ascomycota; Sordariomycetes; Hypocreales; Ophiocordycipitaceae. The coding region runs from base 1 to 1575 and encodes 524 amino acids. The record is from RefSeq and is a predicted model, not a curated record. The transcript has 4 exons.